AGGAUGCAAAAUAUCCACCAUUCACCACAGUAAUACAACUGUUAUUCAGUACUGUCAUACCUGACACACAUACAGGUGCAUCAUCAGGGGAUUAAACUGCGGAGACCUGAAAGAGUUUGGUCAUUUACGUGGAACCCUGACGGCACCAACAUGGAGAUGGAGGAAAUCUAUGAGAAUAUUGACGAGGUCAGUUUCGAGAGCUCCAAACCUUCAGUGAAUGAGAAAGCUCUUCAGGUCUCAAACAGGGGCUUACAUGGAGCUGUUAUCUUGCUGGGGUUGUUCUGUGGUUUUCUGAUGGUUGGACUCAUCAGCCUCGGAGUCCACUCUGCAGGACUGUCUUCUGCUAAAGCCAAUCUGACUAAAAGUCUCCAGAUCAGUGACAACAAAAUACUUUCUCUGAUUAACCAUCUUGGGGCCAGUUACAUCCAAAUAUCGAACCUGACUGAAGGCCGAGCCCGACUCAACAUCACACUCAAUAAUGUGAGACAGGAGCUGGAGAGGCUGAGGGCAGAGAAACCAUGUGGUAAAGGAUGGAAGCGGUUCGGUGGCAGCUGUUACUUCCUUUCCAAUGACAUUGCGUCCUGGAAAACUGGAAGAAACUACUGCAGAAACAGUGGAGGAGAUCUGGUGAUUGUAAACAGUAAAGAAGAACAGAAAUUCAUUGCGGGGUUCAAGCGAGGCUCAUGGAUUGGCUUGUCAGAUCAAGAAAAGGAGGGAAUCUGGAAAUGGGUUGAUGGAUCUCCACUCACUCUGUCGUUCUGGACUCCAGGGCAGCCUAACAACGGUGCCAAUAAACCUGUAUUGGGUCAACAGAACUGUGGUGAGAUCUUUUCCAAAGGCACAUGGAAUGAUGUGAGCUGCAACAACGAACUGCACUGGAUCUGUGAAAAAGACAACUAAAGUGAAUCUGGAGCUUUAAACCGAUGACUGCACAACUGCUCUGACAUAUGCAAAAUUAGGUUAGAAUAAGAUCAAUGAAACUGGAAUGGCAAAUCUAUAAAUAAAACACAGGGUGUCCACUAAGAAAGUCUCUAUAAUUUAAAAAAAUAUAUUAUAAAAGUAAUUGAUUAGAUAUGUUAAUCAGAUUUGUUCUGUGUACUUAGUGGAUAUCACAGUUUAAAUCACAUUGUGGGAUUGUGUGCAAUCAAAUCACUGGUCCAUUUUUCUUCAGAGAGAUCAGUUACUGCAAAUAUUUACUUUAACUUUUUAACUGAAUAUAUGGUGCCACAACUGGAGGACCUUCAACCAACCAACAGAGCAAAAGAGGACAUUUGGUCACCCUAGUUUAUCUCAUCUUCAUCUCAUCGUCCUCAUCCUCUUUCCCUAAGUAGAGCGUGAAACCAGUGAUAAAUAAGGAAGUGGAAACAGUCCACUCACCCUUUUUCUGUUUGCUGUAUUUUUGCAGUUUGCAAUUCAAAUAAAAAGGAAAAAAGGACCAACAAGUCUUACAAUACCCCACAUAUUCCAAUGCAAAUCUAAUAAAAUAUAAACAUGAAAUUCAACAGAAAUGCAGUGACUGAAACAUCAACACAUGAACUUUGCACAAACAUUUAAAUCCUCUUUUCCAAAUUCAAAUUAAACGGGAAGAUUUGCUGACGGCAUAAUGCAAAUAUGAUGCAAAGAAACCCAAAAACAAAACACAAAAUUCUGGUCAACAGCAACUGAAACAACAACACAUGAACUGUGCAUAUACAUCAGAGGUGUCAAACAUGAGGCCCAGAGGCCAAAUGCAGCCCGCCAAAGGUUCCAAUCCAGCCUGUGGGAUGAAUUUAUGAAAUGCAAAAAUUACACGUAAGAUAUUCAUUAAAAUGUUACUUCAGGUUCCACGUACAGAUCAGUAAAAUAUGAUCAUAAAUAUCAUAAAUAUUUGAAGUUAAACAUUUUUAGCUACAUUUACCCACUGAAAUAACACUGACUAAAGAAUUUAUUCAAUAUUUUAUUAAUAGACUAUUUUAAUAAUUAAGAUAUACUGAUGACUGAAACAUGAAAUUGAAAUAAAUACAUAAGUUUUAAACUAUUGUAAUUAUGAGUUAAAGUUAGUUGUGUCUUGUAUGUAAUGUAAAUGUUCUAUAUUGUGUGUGCACCUGCCCGGGGGCCACAGAUGAAAGUAGCUUGUAGCUAAUUCUGGUGCAAAGCACCUCUUCUCUUUGAGACUGAUGUAUUUGUACAGU
Sphaeramia orbicularis (orbiculate cardinalfish) is the source of this 2171-nucleotide messenger RNA. RefSeq names its product CD209 antigen-like protein C. NCBI's taxonomy places the organism in Eukaryota, Metazoa, Chordata, Actinopteri, Kurtiformes, Apogonidae. The transcript has 6 exons. The coding region runs from base 151 to 900 and encodes 249 amino acids. The record is from RefSeq and is a predicted model, not a curated record.